Molecule: messenger RNA, 487 nt
Organism: Eufriesea mexicana
Lineage: Eukaryota; Metazoa; Arthropoda; Insecta; Hymenoptera; Apidae
Product: HIG1 domain family member 1A, mitochondrial
Exons: 3
Coding region: 140-457 (105 amino acids)
Source: RefSeq, a predicted model, not a curated record
AAAUGAAAUCGCACAUUCAUGCGCGAAAUGAUUGCGUCAUAAUAGUCGCAAACGAUAGAAGAACGUAGUUUGCGUUGUUAAUCGUUGGUGAAUAUUUUAUAUUAUUCGAACAAUAAAGAAAAAUAUGUACAGGUGAACAAUGGAUGAUUCUAUUUGGAAAAAUGCAGUCCCAAUAGAAAUUCCAGAGGAGGCUUAUAAACAAACAUUACAGCAUGAAGCACCAUUAUCAGAUAGAUUAUAUGGACUAAUGCAGCGUUCCCCAUCUUUUGUAGUUGGUAUAGUAGGCUUAUGUGCUAUAUGUGGUAUAGGUGCAUAUAACUGGAAAUCGAAAAAAAUAAAACCAUCUAUAUAUCUUCUACAACUAAGACUUGCAGCCCAAGGCACAAUAAUAGGCUGCCUUGGUUUUGGAACGUUAUAUGCCAUGUAUAAAGACUUGAUGUCAGAAAAGAAGGAAUAAUAUUUAUUUCUUAAUAUUACAAGCAAAUAA